Mesoplodon densirostris (Blainville's beaked whale) is the source of this 1227-nucleotide messenger RNA. RefSeq names its product POU class 4 homeobox 2 (gene POU4F2). Gene Ontology annotation, molecular function: RNA polymerase II cis-regulatory region sequence-specific DNA binding; DNA-binding transcription factor activity, RNA polymerase II-specific. Gene Ontology annotation, biological process: regulation of transcription by RNA polymerase II. Bases 1 to 1227 code for a protein of 408 amino acids. The record is from RefSeq and is a predicted model, not a curated record. The transcript has 2 exons. Lineage: Eukaryota; Metazoa; Chordata; Mammalia; Artiodactyla; Ziphiidae.
AUGAUGAUGAUGUCCCUGAACAGCAAGCAGGCGUUCAGUAUGCCGCACGGCGGCAGCCUGCACGUGGAGCCCAAGUACUCGGCGUUGCACAGCGCCUCGCCCGGGUCCUCUGCACCCGCGGCGCCCUCCGCCAGCUCUCCUAGCAGCUCGAGCAAUGCUGGCGGCGGUGGCGGCAGUGGCGGGGGCGGUGGAGGCCGGAGCAGCAGCUCCAGCAGCAGUGGCAGCAGCGGCGGCAGCGGCGGGGGCUCCGAGGCGAUGCGGAGAGCAUGUCUUCCAACCCCACCGAGCAAUAUAUUCGGCGGGCUGGAUGAGAGUCUGCUGGCCCGCGCCGAGGCUCUGGCGGCGGUGGAUAUCGUCUCCCAGAGCAAGAGCCACCACCAUCACCCGCCCCACCACAGCCCCUUCAAGCCGGACGCCACCUACCACACCAUGAAUACCAUCCCGUGCACGUCGGCUGCCUCCUCUUCGUCGGUGCCCAUCUCGCACCCGUCCGCGCUGGCGGGCACGCACCACCACCACCACCACCACCACCAUCACCACCAUCAGCCUCAUCAGGCUCUCGAGGGCGAGCUGCUGGAGCACCUGAGUCCUGGGCUAGCGCUGGGUGCCAUGGCGGGCCCCGACGGCGCCGUGGUGUCCACUCCAGCUCACGCGCCGCCCAUGGCUACCAUGAACCCCAUGCACCAAGCCGCCCUCAGCAUGGCCCACGCGCACGGGCUGCCCUCACACAUGGGCUGCAUGAGCGACGUGGACGCCGACCCCCGGGACCUGGAGGCGUUCGCCGAGCGCUUCAAGCAGCGACGCAUCAAGCUGGGGGUGACCCAGGCCGAUGUGGGCUCCGCGCUGGCCAACCUCAAGAUCCCCGGCGUGGGCUCGCUCAGCCAGAGCACCAUCUGCAGGUUCGAGUCCCUCACGUUGUCUCACAACAAUAUGAUCGCGCUCAAACCCAUCCUGCAAGCGUGGCUGGAGGAGGCGGAGAAGUCUCACCGCGAGAAGCUCACCAAGCCGGAGCUCUUCAACGGCGCGGAGAAGAAGCGCAAGCGCACGUCCAUCGCGGCGCCGGAGAAGCGCUCGCUCGAAGCCUACUUCGCCAUCCAGCCGCGGCCCUCUUCCGAGAAGAUCGCCGCCAUCGCUGAGAAGCUGGACCUUAAGAAGAACGUGGUGCGCGUCUGGUUCUGCAACCAGAGGCAGAAACAGAAAAGAAUGAAAUAUUCCGCGGGCAUUUAG